Molecule: messenger RNA, 1095 nt
Organism: Osmerus eperlanus (European smelt)
Lineage: Eukaryota; Metazoa; Chordata; Actinopteri; Osmeriformes; Osmeridae
Gene: edf1
Product: endothelial differentiation-related factor 1
Exons: 5
Coding region: 196-642 (148 amino acids)
Cellular component (GO): nucleus
Molecular function (GO): DNA binding
Source: RefSeq, a predicted model, not a curated record
AUGACGACAAGCUGAAGAAGGUACUGGUGUAAAUACGGUUGCAAGCAAUUACGGUAGCUCCAUUUCCAACCCCACACCACGUUUCUUUAGCUGGUUCCAAGCACACUUCAGCUCCAACUAAAAGCUGGGAUCGUAUUUGUAUCGGUCGAACCGUUUUACGUUUCAUCAGUUAUUACUACUUAAGAUAGGUUCAAAAUGGCAGAAAGUGACUGGGACACCGUGACCGUGCUGAGGAAGAAAGGACCAACUGCUGCGCAAUCGAAGUCCAAGCAGGCUGUCGCAGCAGCCCAGAGACGCGGAGAAGAACUAGAAACAUCAAAGAAAUGGGCUGCAGGGCAGAACAAGCAGCAUGUCAUCACCAAGAACACAGCCAAGCUAGACCGCGAGACGGAGGAGCUGCAGCACCAGAGGGUUCCCCUGGAGGUGGGCAAGGUGAUCCAGCAGGGACGACAGAACAAGGGCCUAACGCAGAAGGACCUGGCCACUAAAAUCAACGAGAAGCCACAGGUCAUUGCGGACUACGAGUGCGGGAAGGCCAUCCCUAACAACCAGGUUAUGGGCAAAAUCGAAAGAGCAAUAGGGUUAAAGCUACGAGGGAGAGACAUUGGCAAACCAAUGGACCCGCUGCCGCAGAAGAAGUGACAUCACAUACCGGAAGAAGCUUCUAGUCUGGCUGUUGUUUACCUUUCUGGGGGCAUGCGCAUCACGACUUCUGGAUUCAGCUAGGCAGCCUGUCUUUUCCAUGCAAGAUCAGCAGUCACCCUGUGAUGACAUGAUAAACGUCAGGUUGACUGGACAGAUGAAUUCAGGAUAUAAAUUGUGCGGCUGUUUUUCUUUGGGCUUUCAGCUUAUGACUGGCAAUGCUACAAUGAAGAUUAGUUAAACAUUUACAGAGUGCUCUAAAACGAAUGAUAAAACAUGUAACUAUCACCAAAUGUGGGUGUAGGCCUUAGUAAUGGACUACAUUUACGGCUAUGAUUUAUUUGCUUACAACCUGAUAUGACUAGAAAAUUGCUGUAAUAACGCUUUCCUCGACUGUUAUGAUUUUUCACUCACUAAAGUCAAGGGACCACAAAAAGGUGGCAUGUGAAACAA